Molecule: messenger RNA, 875 nt
Organism: Pteronotus mesoamericanus
Lineage: Eukaryota; Metazoa; Chordata; Mammalia; Chiroptera; Mormoopidae
Gene: LSM2
Product: LSM2 homolog, U6 small nuclear RNA and mRNA degradation associated
Exons: 5
Coding region: 206-493 (95 amino acids)
Biological process (GO): mRNA splicing, via spliceosome
Cellular component (GO): U6 snRNP; precatalytic spliceosome; P-body
Molecular function (GO): RNA binding
Source: RefSeq, a predicted model, not a curated record
AGCUUGGCUUUCGUGCUACCCGGCCCGCUCUCGCGAGCCCCGGGCCCGCCGCGCGCUCUCUUUCAGGACUUCUAGAUUCGCUUGGCGUUUCCCGCCCCGCCCCGCCCCACGCGCGGGCUCGCGCUCAGGUUUGCGCACGGCCUCCGGCCCGCGGCAUCAGGCCCUCGGCUUCCUCGUCCGGCCGGCAGCCCGCUGCUUAAACACCAUGCUCUUCUAUUCCUUCUUCAAGUCCCUUGUGGGCAAGGAUGUGGUGGUGGAACUCAAGAAUGACCUGAGCAUCUGUGGAACCCUCCAUUCUGUGGAUCAGUAUCUCAACAUCAAAUUAACUGACAUCAGUGUCACAGACCCUGAGAAAUACCCUCACAUGUUAUCAGUGAAGAACUGCUUCAUUCGGGGCUCAGUGGUCCGCUAUGUGCAGUUGCCAGCAGAUGAGGUGGACACACAGUUACUACAGGAUGCAGCAAGAAAGGAGGCCCUGCAGCAAAAACAGUGAUGUUCCUUCUCUCCUCUCCUCUUCCGCUGGUGAUCCUUGACCUGGUGUCCCAGCCCAGAACCUCUCCAUGCAUACUUGAAAUGCUGUGUUUUCAGUUUUAUAAUAGCGAAGGCCCUUUUCUUUCUUUCUUUUUUUUUAAGGGAUGAGUAGAUCAGAGGACUAGUUUAGUGGGGAGCAGCUAUCCUCAGAAGGGGAAGAUAAGUUGUCUGGGGUAUGCAAAGUGUACCUUGUUCCCAGUACCUGCCUUUCUUACUCUUUUUCCAGAGGUGGUAAGAGAAUCUCCUAGAUCUCUCCAGGGCAGCAUGUGAUUUUGGGGGAUGGAAGGAAUCUGUCCCGCAUCGGGAAUAAAAUUUUAUAAUGCAGAUUUCUGGUUCUAUGUGUU